AUGGCUUCACUCCUCUCCAAAGCUCACGACCGUCUCCUCGUAAAAAAACACUGCGCAGACGGAACAACCGAACCAGCCAACUUUCUCGACAAUGACUCCAUCCGCCCAACCCCCGUCAAAGACCGCACAUGGACAUCCAUCACAUACUCAGCCUUUUGGUUCGCAGCCACAGCAAACGUGAGCAACCUCUACGCAGCGUCUACAGGUCAAUCUGCUGGCCUUAGUAUGUGGGAGGCUCUGGCAUGCUCGCUUGGCGGCCAGUUGCUGGCUGGUUGUCUCAUGGCGCUGAAUGGUCGUGCUGGUGCGCUGUACAGAAUUCCCUUCCCUGUGGCGUGCCGAGCGAGUUUUGGGACUUGGGGUGCUUUGUGGCCGACGUUUAAUCGCGCUGUUAUGUCGAUUGUCUGGAAUGGUGUGAAUUCUGUGCAGGGUGCGCAGUGCCUAUAUGUAUUUCUUCACGCCAUCUUUCCCUCUAUCGCCAACAUUCCCGACAUCAUGGGUUCCAAAUCUGCCCUCAACUCGGCGCAAAUGCUUUGCUUCUUCCUCUACUGGCUUAUCAACUGCGCCUUUCUCUUCGUCCCCGUCCCGCGCAUGAGGAAGCUCGUCCACAUCAAAGUCGCUAUCUACUUCGCCGCCACCAUCGCCUUCGUCGCCUGGACACUGUCCCUCUCCGGCAGCGUCCGUAAGACUUUGAGUGAGCCAUCUACCGUCAAAGGCACCGAAAAGUCCUGGUUGAUCCUCAAGUUCUUCUUUCUGGGACUAGCCAGUUGCGGCACCUUUAUUUCCAAUGCAUCUGAUCUACAGCGAUAUGCCUCUAAGCCCACUGAUGUCAUUGCCGGUCAGGUAUUCAGCUUUCCCAUGUCCAACUUCUUGGUUGGCGUUUUCGGCAAUUUAAUCGCAGCUGCUAGCAAGGGCAUCUUUGGCGAGGUCAUCUGGAACCCACUUACAACGCUGGACAUGCUUAUGCAGGGUGAUCGUCAUACAUCGGCGAAUCGUGCGGGAUGCGCAUUGAUCUCUUUCGCUUAUGUCUACUCGACUGUCUUCUCCGCUAUUUUCGAGAACUCCAUUCCUGCCGGCAACGACAUCGCAGCUCUCAUGCCAAAAUACAUUACAGUGAAGCGUGGUUUCUUCAUCUGCGCAGUCAUCUCGUAUGCAAUCUGCCCAUGGUACCUGCUCUCAUCUGCAGCCGUCUUCAUCAACUUCCUCAGCUCGUACCAGAUUUUCCUCAGCGCCAUCACUGGUAUCCUCAUCUGCGACUACUAUCUCCUCCGACGCGGUGUCUUUGACAUCCCCAUGCUCUACUCUGGCCACAAGGACUCUACCUAUCACUUCUUCCACGGCUUCAAUCUCAGAGCCUUUGCUGUCUACUUGAUUGCGAUUGCACCAAACUUCUACGGAUUCCUCUACCAAAUGGGUGUUAGUGCACCAUUGGGCAUUCAACGGUUUUACUACGUUGCCUAUCCUGUAGGGCUUUUCUUGGCGUUCGGAAGCUUUUGGUUGGUAAACACAAUCUUUCCAAGUAAGAAUAUUCCCAGGGUCUCUGGGUGGAAGGAGCCCAAGGACUUUGUAGAGAGUCAUGACGGCACCUUUGUCAAUGUUGUGAUUGACUCGUCUGAUGCUGCCUCUGGGGAUCAGGAGAUGGGCAAUGCUCAGAAGUCUGGCGCGGAGAAAUAUUGA
Molecule: messenger RNA, 1674 nt
Organism: Fusarium subglutinans
Lineage: Eukaryota; Fungi; Ascomycota; Sordariomycetes; Hypocreales; Nectriaceae
Product: uracil permease
Exons: 5
Coding region: 1-1674 (557 amino acids)
Biological process (GO): nucleobase transport; transmembrane transport
Cellular component (GO): plasma membrane
Molecular function (GO): nucleobase transmembrane transporter activity
Source: RefSeq, a predicted model, not a curated record